AUGACUGACUUAUCUUGUGAACAGAGUAAAAUUCAUCGAAGAAAAACUACUUCGAAUAAUACUGAUUAUUUACGUGUUAUUGGAGUUGGAUUACCACGAACAGGUACAUCUUCACUAAAGAAUGCUCUCGAAAUACUUGGCUUUGGUCCAUGUCAUCAUAUGACUGAAUUAUUGAAGAAACCUGAACAAGGUAAAAUAUUUGCACAAAUAUUGGAUGGUUAUGAAGCAGAUUUUCAUGAAUUACUCAAAGGAUAUCAAUCAUCAGUUGAUGUUCCAACAGCUUUAUUUUACAAAGAACUUCAUCAAAUUUAUCCAAAAGCUAAACUUAUACUUACAGUACGUGAUAGUAAUGAACAAUGGUUUGAAUGUUUCAAAAAUUCCAUUGCACCGAUAUGGUUAGAUAAUUUAUUCUUUAUUAAUAUUUAUCCUUUGCGAAAUUUACGUCGAUUAUGUGUUGUUGCUAGAAAAAUGGCUAAGAAAUGGAUCGAUGAAUAUGGUGAAAUAGGACCUCACAUUCAUGAAUUACAUAAUGCUCGAGUGAUAAAAGAAAAUAAACCAGACGAGUUACUUGUAUUCAAUGUGAAAGAAGGAUGGACUCCUCUAUGUAAAUUUUUAAAUGUACCAAUCCCACAAGAUAUUCCAUUUCCAAAUGGAAACUAUCCGGAAUAUGUUCAAGGCAGACUUCGAAUAGCCAGAUUAGUAGGAUGCUGUGCUUGGAUCUUUAUUAUUGUGGUAGUUAUUGUCUUAAUUUAUUUCUUUUCUUCAUUCAUUGGUUGUAAAAUUUCGAGAGUUUAUAAUUUUUCUUCUUGA
This is a messenger RNA of Rotaria sordida, 810 nucleotides long. The record is from the annotation of a GenBank genome assembly. NCBI's taxonomy places the organism in Eukaryota, Metazoa, Rotifera, Eurotatoria, Philodinida, Philodinidae.